Boleophthalmus pectinirostris (great blue-spotted mudskipper) is the source of this 3075-nucleotide messenger RNA. It is a transcript of the gene rhot1b, whose product is annotated as ras homolog family member T1. NCBI's taxonomy places the organism in Eukaryota, Metazoa, Chordata, Actinopteri, Gobiiformes, Gobiidae. The transcript is spliced from 19 exons. Gene Ontology annotation, biological process: small GTPase-mediated signal transduction; mitochondrion transport along microtubule; mitochondrion organization. Bases 297 to 2156 code for a protein of 619 amino acids. The record is from RefSeq and is a predicted model, not a curated record. Gene Ontology annotation, cellular component: mitochondrial outer membrane. Gene Ontology annotation, molecular function: calcium ion binding; GTP binding; GTPase activity.
AACAGUCAAGUCCUUGUGCAGGUGAGCGGAACAGACCGUGAACAUCAAGUGAACUCACGCUUGUUCCGUUGGUGUUGAGGCAUCUUAAUGACACCCUGCGUCCUGUGAACUGUCGACAGGUAUUUUUCGGAUCUGUGCCUUGCGCGGUUUUGCGAUAAAAUGUCAUUCAGGCACUAAAAUGCAGCCGUAGUUGGUCGCACAGGCCGUGGAGCUGGUGCUGCUGUCCGUCAUCCGGAGCGGGGCUUAGAUGUUGCCCACAGAGCGGUGCACCUGGCUGGUUUUCCACGUUGGACAAGAUGCGCAAGGACGUGAGGAUUCUGUUGGUGGGAGAGCCCAAGGUGGGGAAGACCUCUCUCAUAAUGUCUCUUGUCAGCGAGGAAUUCCCAGAAGUGGUUCCUUAUCGAGCAGAGGAGAUUACUAUUCCUGCGGAUGUCACGCCAGAGCGUGUGCCCACUCACAUUGUGGACUACUCUGAGGCUGAGCAGACAGAUGAACAGCUGUUUCAGGAGAUUGCUAAGGCAAAUGUGAUUUGCAUUGUUUAUUCUGUCAACAACAAGAAGUCUAUAGAGAAGGUGACGAGCCACUGGAUCCCCCUGAUCACAGAGAACACUGACAAGGACAGCAGGGUUCCUUUGAUUUUGGUGGGGAACAAGUCUGACCUGGUGGAGCACAGCAGUAUGGAGACCAUUCUGCCCAUCAUGAACAAGUACAGUGAAAUUGAGACAUGUGUGGAGUGUUCGGCCAAAAGCCUGAAGAACAUUUCUGAGUUGUUCUACUACGCCCAGAAGGCGGUGCUGCACCCUACUGGCCCUCUCUACUGUCCUGAGAAAAAAUGUAUGAGAUCCAUGUGUGUUAAAGCACUGACUCGUAUCUUCAAAGUGUCUGAUCUGGAUAAUGAUGGGAUACUGAAUGAUAAUGAGCUCAACUUUUUCCAGCGGACUUGUUUCAACACCCCCUUAGAGCCCCAGGCACUAGACGAUGUGAAAAAUGUGGUGAAAAAGAAUUUAAAUGAUGGCGUCCGUGACAAUGGACUCACUCUGAAAGGUUUUUUGUUUCUUCACACUUUAUUCAUUCAAAGAGGUCGACAUGAGACCACAUGGACAGUCCUGCGGAGAUUUGGUUACGACGAUGAUCUUGAGCUCAAUCAGGACUAUCUCUUUCCUCUGUUGAAAGUCCCUCCUGACUGCACCACUGAGCUCAACCAUAAUGCCUACCUCUUCCUCCAGAGCGUGUUUGACAAACAUGACAAGGAUCGAGACUGUGCCCUGUCACCAGACGAGCUGAGUGACGUGUUUGAUGUUUUCCCAUACAUGCCCUGGGGUCCCGACGUCAACAACACAGUGUGCACCAAUGAACAUGGAUGGGUCACGUACCAGGGGUUCCUCUCACAGUGGACGUUGACAACGUAUCUAGAUGUGCAACGAUGUCUGGAGUAUCUGGGUUACCUUGGUUAUUCAAUAAUAGCUGAGCAAGAGUCCCAAGCUUCAGGAAUAACUGUGACCAGGGCUAAGAAGAUUGACCUACAGAAGAAACAAACCCAGCGCAAUGUUUUCCGUUGCAAUGUGUUCGGAGACAUCGGCAGUGGGAAGAGUGGUUUUCUACAGGCUUUUCUGGGCAGGAAUCUUAUGCGCCAAAAGACCAUCCGGGAGGAACACAGAUCAUACUAUGCCAUCAGCACAACUUAUGUUUAUGGGCAGGAGAAAUACCUUCUUCUUCAUGAAGUGUUUCCUGACUUUGACUACCUGACUGAUGCGGAUUUGGCCUGUGACAUAGUCUGCCUGAUCUAUGAUAUCAGUAAUCCUUACUCCUUUGAAUACUGUGCCAAAGUAUUUAAGCAUUACUUUAUGGACAGUAAGAUCCCCUGUAUGAUGGUAGCUGCUAAGUCAGAUCUUCCUGAAGUGAAACAGAUGUACGGCUGCAGUCCUCUGGAGUUUUGUAGGAGACACAAGAUGCCUCCUCCUCAGUCCUUCACCUGUAACACCUCAACCGCCCCGAGCAGAGACAUAUACACUAAACUUGCCACUAUGGCCAUGUACCCACAUGUUAGCCAAGCUGACCUGAAGAGCUCCACCUUCUGGCUCAGAGCGAGUGCUGGGGCCACAGUAUUUGCUGUUCUGGGCUUCGCCAUGUAUAGAAUCCUCCUCAGACUGCGGUGAUCCUCCACCCUCCUCCUGGUACCAGCUAGACUCAUUCAUGUACAAUAACAGUGACUCUUAAAUAUAUUCAUUUAGAAAUACAAAUAUUUUAUAGUUACUUCCUUCAUUCCAAAUGUAUUUUCUAAUUUGCAUAAUAAUAUUUCAUUCAUUACAUUUCCUCAAAUGUAUAUAUAACACGGGAAAGAAACUGAGCACAUUUAAUUUUGUAUUAAAGUAGCUUAUAGUGUUAAUCUUAAAAAGUUUGUAAUUAAAGACAAAUAUAUAUUUAUUUAUAAAAAACUGAACUGUUGUGGGUGAGGUGGGUUCAGAAUAUUUAAGAUAUUUCAUGGUUAAGUGAAACUCAUCAGAUGAGUUAUGUGGACUGACUUUCUCUAGUGCCCUCAGUAAUUUGUCAUUACUGUAAAUGUACAGUAUCAAGUACAAGUUUAUUUAGUACUGCCCGUAUGGUACACAAAUCUCCAAAUUGGCACAUAUUGCUCAAAGCAUAUGGGUUUUUUAAUGGAAAUUACUCUGUAUGUGGGUAAUUAAACUGCACUGCAACACCUUCUGAUACUUCACUGACCAGAUAAAACUUUCAGAAAUCUUAAAGUCUGCUUUUCAUAAGCUCCUGUUCAUGUUUAGGUCACUUUAUUUCUCAAGUCUAAACCAAUGCAAAGAUGUUACAGGUUUACAGGUGUUACAGAUGCAUGCUUUACAUUACAGUAUUGUCAAAGCAAUAUCCUACUUAUGCAUAUUUUAUUUUGUGUGCUCAUACUUUGCUAAAAGAUAAAAUGUAUAUAUUUAUCUUAGAUUUAACCUUAGUAUGGCCUUAUUCCCCUAAAAGAUGCAAUAAUGUCCACCCAUGUCAUUUCCACAUAAGCUUUUUGAAAAUCAUCAUAUUUCAGUGCAUCCAAUGUUUACAAUAAAGUUAUGUACUACA